This is a messenger RNA of Oreochromis aureus, 3739 nucleotides long. It is a transcript of the gene gpr155a, whose product is annotated as G protein-coupled receptor 155a. The transcript is spliced from 16 exons. The record is from RefSeq and is a predicted model, not a curated record. Gene Ontology annotation, cellular component: membrane. Gene Ontology annotation, biological process: intracellular signal transduction; transmembrane transport. Lineage: Eukaryota; Metazoa; Chordata; Actinopteri; Cichliformes; Cichlidae. The coding region runs from base 301 to 2778 and encodes 825 amino acids.
UUGACAAAUCAUGGCUAAUGAAACUUGUGGGUUGGAUAUUGAGCAACGCGGUCAUGUAAUAGUAAGAAGAGCGCUAGUUCCAAGUUAUUUUUAAGAAGUUAGUAAAGGUGGGAGGCGAAAUUUGGAUCUGUAAGAAGCUCUGAUUAGUAUCUCUGUCCCCAGCUUCACGUUAGCUCGCUGGCUAACUCUGACGGCUACCUAAAUAUGACUAGCGCAUGGGGGCUCAACCGCUGUCAGACAGUGACUGACAGUGCCGACCGGUGAGGAGGAGGAGGGGAUUAACGUUACCGCAAACCAGACAUGACAGCUGGCGGCAGAGGGAGGGUCAACAUAAUGAUGGAGGCACCGGAAAAAAGCCUCAGCUUCAACUUUUCAUCUGAGGAGCUGGACUCCUCUGCCCUCUCCUCCGCCAUGUCCAUCGACAGGCUCUUCCCGGCUCUCCUGGAGUGCUUUGGGAUAAUUUUGUGCGGGUACGUCGCAGGGAGGGCAAACAUUAUCACCUCCACCCAGGCCAAAGGAUUGGGGAGUUUUGUUUCCAAGUUUGCUCUCCCAGCACUGCUGUUCAAGAACAUGGUGCUGCUGGACUUUGGUAAUGUCAUCUGGCCAUUUCUCUGGAGCAUCCUCAUCGCCAAAGUGUGCGUGUUCUUCCUCGUCUGCAUCCUCACAUUGAUAGUAGCCAGCCCCGUCAGUCGCUACUGUAAGGCUGGGCUCUUCUCAAUUUUUGCUACCCAAAGCAAUGAUUUUGCUUUGGGAUAUCCUAUAGUUGAAGCCCUGUACCAGAGUACAUAUCCAGAGUACCUCCAGUAUAUCUACCUGGUGGCCCCUGUGUCCCUGAUGUUUCUAAAUCCCAUCGGCUUUGCCCUCUGUGAGAUCCAGAAGUGGAAGGAUCAGGGGAACCAUCAACAGAGCAAAGUAGUGAUUGUGGGAGUUGUAGUUUUACAGGUCAUAAAGAACCCCAUAGUAUUUAUGGUUGUAAUCGGCAUCAUCGCCCACUUUGUGCUGCACCAAACCGUUCCUGUCUUCAUGGCUCAGUUUGUGGAUGGCUUGGCUAACUCUUUUGGGGGAGCAGCUCUGUUCUACCUGGGCCUGUCCAUGGUGGGCCAGUUGGGGAAAUUAACCAAAUCUACAGUGGUGACACUGAUAUUACUUACUACAGCAAAACUGUUACUAAUGCCCCUGAUUUGUAAGGACAUGGUGGAUCUGUUGGACAAACGCAACACCAGCGAUUUGAACCACUCCAGCCUCUCUGAUUACGCCUUUCUUUAUGGAGUGUUUCCCACUGCACCGAGUGUGGCCAUCUAUGCCGUUUAUUAUAACGCAGAGCUAGAAGUUGUAACUGCUGGGAUGGUGAUCAGCACUUUCCUCUCAGCUCCAAUAAUGUAUGUUUCUGCCUGGUUACUCACGAUCCGUUGGACGGAUCCUCAGCGUUUAAUGAAUUCACUGCAGAACGUCAGUUUCAACAUAAGCAUCGUGAGCUUAGUUGUACUGGUGUGGACUAUUGCCGUCAUGUUUUUAAGUAAAAAAUUCAAAAGGCUGCCUCACUUGUUUACAGUUAACCUUUUCUUUGCACAGAUUCUGACUUGCAUUGGGAUGAUCUUGUGGAACUUUGUAGUGAAGGAAAGUAACUUCAUUGGUCAGGUCCUGACUUUCACCUUAUUAUGUACCUCACUCUACAGCACUUUUAUAUGGCCAGGUUUGAUAGCACUCUCACUUGUGCUCUUGAAGUCUGAGGAUCUGAAAGUUUCACCGGCCAUGUUGGUCAUUGCGGGCUGGGGGAUUCCAGCUUUAGUAACUGCAGUUUUGCUCAUUUGUGGGGAAAAAAUGUUUGGAGUCAUUGAUGCAGCUUUCUUCUAUGGCAGAGCACAGAUAAUCUGCACCACAUUCGUAGUUGCCUUCAGCAUAUUCCUGGGAGGAGGCUCUCUUGUGUGUCUCAGCAGAGGAAGCUGGGCCCAAAAUGUCCAAACUGAAGAGGUGAACUCAUUUGACUCUCCAGAAGAUCCUUUGAUUGAAAAUGAACCAGAAAACCAGACCCUGUUUGAGACUGCCCCCCCACCAAGAGAUCAAGCAUGCCUCAUAUGUGACUGUGCACCAACCCAACCCCUGCCUGACAUGAUCAUCAGUGCAGAUAUGAGCAGCACACCAACCACACAAGCAGGUCAGUGUGAGAACAGGUGCGAGUCCACAGACUGCCUCCUUGUCCAAGUGGAGGAGCUCCAACAGGUUGCAGACAGACAAGUGGCCCGUCAUGUGCUCAUGUGUCUGCUUCUGAUUGUCAGCCUGCUUGCUAAUUUGUCCAGCUGCGUGUGGCUGCUCUUUAACCACAAUCCUGGUAGACUCUACUUGGAGCUGCUGUUCUUUUGUGCUGUGGUCAACUAUGGACAGGGGCUUCUCUCCUUUGCUCUUUUUGGGCUGGACAAACAUUUGAUUUUACUGCCGUUUAAGAAGAGAUUAUACAGUCUGUGGUAUGGAAAACAAGAAGAGCAGCCACAGAGUGAUUUACCUGAGGAGAUCAGGAUGACCUGCACCCAGUUCACCAAAUACCACAAGCAGCAGUGUUUUCAUGACAUUGUUAAAAAGAGAAGGUGUGGAAAGAAGACUAUGGUGGACUGUUUUCUUGGCUGUGAACUUGUUGAGUGGCUUCUGCAGGUUGGUUUAGCUCAGGACCGUGGCGAGGCAGUACUCUACGGGACGCGAUUACAACAGGGUGGCGUGCUCCAGCACAUCAAGCAGGAAUACAGCUUCCAAGAUAGUCCGCUAUAUUAUCGCUUCAUGGCAUAACAUGCUUGCGUCAAAGAGAGCUUUUUUUUUUUUUUUGCCUAAAAGCAAGUUUCAGUGGAAACAGGAAAUUCCUGUAAAGCAAAAGACUCGAUGUACUGUUUCCUUUAAUGCAAAAAAAAAAAAUGGCAGCUGUGUGUAGUUUGUCUCAAAGGGAAGGAGAAGUGUAUAAUAACCACCUCAGUCUUUAUAUCCAAUAUUUCAAGUUUAUUUCUGAGGUCUGGAGUCACAGCUACAUUGCGAAAACUUGAACAUGAGCCAUACAUAAAUUCCUAUUUAUCCAAAUCUAUUGUUUGGAGGCGAAAUCAAAAGGAGAUACACCUUAAAAGCAGCUGAAUAAUUCCUGACUAUGUGAAAAAGCUGUGACUCGCCUACUGUUUAAUACAACACAUUUCAGGAAAAUCAGGUCAGGCUUCAGAUUGUGAUGGAUGUUUACAGAGAUGAGGUAUUCUUUAAGGUGUGUUGGUGUAUACUGUAUGUGUCACACUGGAACUUCACUGGGAUUGUGAUUCAAGGGAAGAAGCUUUCAAAAGUAGAUUUUUUUUUUUUUUUUUUUUUUUUUAGUCUUGUUUUGGAGUGCGGGACACUUUAUUUGUGUGUUUUAUGCCAUUCUGUGAGUGAUGAAGCACAAAGGGGUGUUCUCAUUUUUUUUUAAAAAAGGGCGUGUGAGGGGAAAAAAAGUCUCCUCUGCUUAAUCCAGUCAUUGAUCUACUAGGACACCUUUGUUUUUCCUCACUCUUAUCAAAAAUCACUUGCCAAAUAAAUAAAGGGAAAGGAGUCAUAUUUCACCAGUUAAUUAUUAAUUUCGCAUGAAGCAAAGGUAUCGUUGCUUUAGAAACCUGUACUUGAAAAGGUCUUGACAGUGAUGCUCACCAUUAUACAGCUUUAACAAACGGCAACCGCCCAGUUCGAUCAACAUUUUUACUUGCUUUUGUUUGUCCAUUUAAGUAACCGCAUAAAAAAA